GGUCCUGCCAUCGCGAAGUUUAUCACAGUUUUGAGUGGCUCGUACAGCAACAGAGAUGAACAGCUCUACAGCCAGGCUACUGACGGUAGGAUGCAUCACAGCCUUAUCGAAGCUUUAUUUUAUCCAGUGGAUGUGCCUUCUCUGUAUCCAGUAAGUUGCUUUCCAAGUCGGAUGUUCUCUGAUGUCAAAUUUCUGUCAACACUUUGUCUAUCUUAACAAUGCACAUUUCUGACUUAAUAUCUUAACACUGUACACAACUUAGGCUCAGUAUCUUAACAUUGUGCCACUUAGACUAAUUAAUUAUCUUAACAAUGCAAAAUGUAGACUAAGUAUAAUAACAUUGUGCCACUUUGACUCAUUAUUUUAAUCUCCCACUGACAUUUAGCAAUUACAAAACAAAAUAUUUUUUUUAAACUCCUACACUCACUAAGCUAUACUCGUCUUUUCCAUGGACGCUUUUUACAUCUGAUAUUACAGAUUUAAAUAGUUAUAUUUGUUUCCAUAACAAUACCUGAUUGAAGAACCUGAGAAAUUUUCUUUUUAAAUUUCCGUACAUUUCUCCCCCACAUACACGUAUUUGAAAUGUUGAAAUGUCACUUUCAGGCACUUAGCAUUUACCUGGAAGAGAAAGCUGACAACGUUGUCAUCAGAGCAGAGAUCUUGGCUGUGAUGGAGGCAGCGCCGAAACUCUUUCACCUUCAACCCUACGACAUCAGCAACUCCGUUGUUGUCACGUGAGUCAUUUAGAGGUCUGCAGGUUUGGUUAAGUUCCACAAUUGAAGCAUUUUCAUAUUAGGCGUUGUUUUAUUUUUAUUGUUUUUUUUUUAAAAUAUAUAUAUGAUCAUGCUCCUCUUAAUGUAAAUCACAUGACGGAGACAAAAGUGUGACCUCUGACGGAGUUCAUCGAUGGCUGAUUUCAACGCCGGAGAACGAAACGCUAGAAGACGUCUUGUGUUUAAAUUGUUAUCAUUGUAAGAUGUUGGCUUAAUAUGUAUGUAACCAUUUGCUGAAAUGAAUAUGAACAUUGUACUUUAAAAAAGAAAAAAAACUUUUCAUUGAUUUGGAUCAACAAAAGAACCUCACCUCAUCUUUUGUAUUAAAUUAAGGCGUGAUGACAUCCCGAGUAUAGGUAAGCCAAGUAAUAUGUCGAUUCCUAAACCAUUAUAGUUAACCUAGCGAUCCAUUAAGUUUUUCUUCAUUGUCUUGAGAAUUAUGCAAAUUUCGUUUACUGAAAUAACAGUAUCAGUAAGGGACUGAAAUAACAGUAUCGGCAAGUUACUGAAAUAACAGUAUCAGCAAGUUUCUGAAAUAACAGUAUCAGCAAGUUACUGAAAUAACAGUAUCGGCAAGUUACUGAAAUAACAGUAUCAGUAAGGGACUGAAAUAACAGUAUCGGCAAGUUACUGAAAUAACAGUAUCAGCAAGUUUCUGAAAUAACAGUAUCAGCAAGUUACUGAAAUAACAGUAUCGGCAAGUUACUGAAAUAACAGUAUCGGCAAGUUACUGAAAUAACAGUAUCGGCAAGUUACUGAAAUAACAGUAUCGGGAAGUUACUGAAAUAACAGUAUCAGCAAGUUACUGAAAUAACAGUAUCGGCAAGUUACUGAAAUAACAGUAUCAGCAAGUUACUGAAAUAACAGUAUCAGCAAGUUACUGAAAUAACAGUAUCAGCAAGUUACUGAAAUAACAGUAUCGGCAAGUUACUGAAAUAACAGUAUCAGCAAGUUACAGAAACACUCCAUGCACAUUCAUGUUAAAAAAUUGAAAUGAGAGCAAGUUGAUAGCUGUGUCAGCAAUUUGAUAGCUGUGUCAGCAAGUUGAUAAUUGUGUCAGCCAGUUGAUUGCUGUGUCAUCAAGUUGAAUGCUUUGUCAGCUCGCUGAUAACUGUGUUAGCAAUUUAAUAUAUGUUUCAUCUAGUUGAUACCACUACAUCAAACUCAAGAAAGUUCUUUUAUUUUUGUUAUUGUUUUUUUUUAUCAAGAUAACAUUUCAAAGUUAUCGGUUAACGUAAUGCCUGUGUAUAAAAUCAACGCAGAACUCACACAUUCUUGCAGAUCUGAGGGGCUUGACCUGGCGAGUCUAUCUCAGAUCAACUUUGCAGAUUUGACCACUCGACCCGAGUGUAUGGUCCACUACGAAGAAAUUGAAGAUGCUAUCUACAUGGCCAACUGGCCUAGCUGCAUGACCGCGGGAAAGGUAUUUUUUUUUUUUAAUUUCCUAAGGUGUCAAGAGAUUUUCUGUUCCCCUUUGUCGUCUUUAAAUUAUAACUGAGAUAUGUUGACAAUAGAGACAUUCAUAUUCACGACCAUAUGCGCUAAUGACAGUGUGUUAUAAAGGAUAAAUCAAGUCUUGUUUUGAUAUAAUAAUAAUGAUAAAUACAGAAAUGAUAAAGUUAUCAAUAAGAUAUUAAUGUUUUCUUGCGUGUUGGCAGAAUGUCAAGUCAUCCUACCUAAUUUUUUAGUAUCACUUUCUCUGAUUUGGACAGUUUCGAGACUUGUUGAAAGACUCAGGCGCUCCGUUCUGUCAAAUGACUAGUGUUCUGUUAUGUCAAAGGUUUUCAGUGUUCCGUCCUGUUAAAGGAUUUUAGCGUUCCCUUCAGUGGCCCGUUCUGCCGAAGGACUUCAGCGCCCCGUUCUGCCGAAGGAAUUCAGCGCCCCGUUCUGCAGAAGGACUUCAGCGCCCCGUUCUGCCGAAGGACUUCAGCGCCCCGUUCUGCCGAAGGACUUCAGCGCCCCGUUCUGCCGAAGGACUUCAGCGCCCCGUUCUGCCGAAGGACUUCAGCGCCCCGUUCUGCCGAAGGACUUCAGCGCCCCGUUCUGCCGAAGGACUUCAGCGCCCCGUUCUGCCGAAGGACUUCAGCGCCCCGUUCUGCCGAAGGACUUCAGCGCCCCGUUCUGCCGAAGGACUUCAGCGCCCCGUUCUGCCGAAGGACUUCAGCGCCCCGUUCUGCCGAAGGACUUCAGCGCCCCGUUCUGCCGAAGGACUUCAGCGCCCCGUUCUGCCGAAGGACUUCAGCGCCCCGUUCUGCCGAAGGACUUCAGCGCCCCGUUCUGCCGAAGGACUUCAGCGCCCCGUUCUGCCGAAGGACUUCAGCGCCCCGUUCUGCCGAAGGACUUCAGCGCCCCGUUCUGCCGAAGGACUUCAGCGCCCCGUUCUGCCGAAGGACUUCAGCGCCCCGUUCUGCCGAAGGACUUCAGCGCCCCGUUCUGCCGAAGGACUUCAGCGCCCCGUUCUGCCGAAGGACUUCAGCGCCCCGUUCUGCCGAAGGACUUCAGCGCCCCGUUCUGCCGAAGGACUUCAGCGCCCCGUUCUGCCGAAGGACUUCAGCGCCCCGUUCUGCCGAAGGACUUCAGCGCCCCGUUCUGCCGAAGGACUUCAGCGCCCCGUUCUGCCGAAGGACUUCAGCGCCCCGUUCUGCCGAAGGACUUCAGCGCCCCGUUCUGCCGAAGGACUUCAGCGCCCCGUUCUGCCGAAGGACUUCAGCGCCCCGUUCUGCCGAAGGACUUCAGCGCCCCGUUCUGCCGAAGGACUUCAGCGCCCCGUUCUGCCGAAGGACUUCAGCGCCCCGUUCUGCCGAAGGACUUCAGCGCCCCGUUCUGCCGAAGGACUUCAGCGCCCCGUUCUGCCGAAGGACUUCAGCGCCCCGUUCUGCCGAAGGACUUCAGCGCCCCGUUCUGCAGAAGGACUUCAGCGCCCCGUUCUGACGAAGGACUUCAGCGCCCCCUUCUGACGAAGGACUUCAGCGCCCCGUUCUGCCGAAGGACUUCAGCGCCCCGUUCUGCAGAAGGACUUCAGCGCCCGGUUCUGUCAGUGAAGAACUUAAACAAUUCCUACAUAACUUUUCACCUGUACGUCAGCGCCGUCAAUACAACUAUAGUUUGCAACAACAAACUUGUAAACUACGAAGAAGUCUUAGAAAGAUCAGCUGCUUCAAUUCGUGGAAGUCGUAAGAAAGAGCGGAACGCAGAUUCUGAAAAAAACAACAGUUUUUUAAGGGGACAUCCUACUCCAACCAAAAUACACAGUUUCCCUUUGAAGACGUUACUGUUGGACUUGCAGGAAGUCAUUUAAAAAAAAAAAAAGAAAUUCAAUUAAUUAGGCUGCCACUUAGGAGAGUUAAAAAAAAACCUGUAAAAGUGGCCCCAAAAAAAUUAAAAACUCCGUCAGUAACAAUGGCGAACACUUAAUUUUUUUAACUAAUUUCUAUUUCAUGUCGUAUUUUCAUUUGUCCCACCGCUGAAGAUGCUCUUUUCUUCGUGCUUCUCUGAUUGUCCUGUCUGUCGCUUCAAGCUUCCGCAUACCAUGAACGAAGGCCUUCAUUUAUUUAUUUUUUUAAACAGACAAAGAGACGUGAAUACCACACGGUUCUCGAUGCCAUGCAGUUAUUUCAGAACAACUUUAAUGCUUACCAAAUUAACAUUCUCUUUAUUUCAGACUCAAGUCAGCUACACAGUCACACUGACGUGCAAAUCUUUGAGUUUCGCGUCGUUUUUGAAUCUGUAUCCAGAAAA
Lymnaea stagnalis (great pond snail) is the source of this 4511-nucleotide messenger RNA. The record is from the annotation of a GenBank genome assembly. Lineage: Eukaryota; Metazoa; Mollusca; Gastropoda; Lymnaeidae.